Molecule: messenger RNA, 1263 nt
Organism: Phacochoerus africanus (Common warthog)
Lineage: Eukaryota; Metazoa; Chordata; Mammalia; Artiodactyla; Suidae
Exons: 3
Coding region: 16-669 (217 amino acids)
Source: RefSeq, a predicted model, not a curated record
GUGGGAAAAGGGAGGAUGCUACGUGCGCCCCGCCCCGGACCCGCUGCCUGGCCGCGCGCGGGACGUGGGGGACGUGACCGCGCCAAGGGAGGAGCCGCCGCCGUAUUGCCUGGAGUAGGCGCCCCCCGCGCCGUCCGCUACCGCUACCGUAUUGGCCGGAGCGUACAGCCAAGGCAGGGGGCCGCCGAGGUGACUGCGAGGACCACCCUGGAGCAAAUCAGCCUUGUCAAGAGGGACACCGCUAACCAUGCCCAUCUGACCCCUGAAGAAUCCUGGUCCUUCAGAAUGAGGCAGGGGACCCACCAACUCGCACAGCACCCACCCCUGCUCUUGGCUUCAGAGGAGCCCUUUGACCUGGGUUGCACGAAGGUUGGUGAGUUCAGCUGCCAUCUCCUGUGCCUCAGACCCCUCAGCUGGCCAUGGUCAGCACACAGAGGGACCCCGCCAGCCCAAGCGCCUCUGAUGGGCAGCUCAGGGCUUCCGGGACAGAAGUCUUUGUCCCUCACCGUGACUCCAGGCACCCCCCGCGGCCACGACCCCCAUGGCCUCCCUUCCACUCAUGCCUGCUGCCCACCGGCCUGGUUCAGCAUCCAGGCGCCUUAUCAACCAACUUUCCGGGUAAGUAAACCCAGGCCCCCCAGGUGUGUCGCCUGGUUUUCCCAGGGCUAGGGGCCUGCUGGGAGGGCGCGAGCGAACUCAGGAGUCCAGUCUGGUCCCCGAGGGGCUCCCCUCCUCUGCCCGGGACUGGAAAGGAACCGUCCGGUGUGGGUUGGUGAGUGUUCGGGGCGGCGGCGACAGCAGGAAGGAGGUGAGAGAGGACAGCCUCGGCGCCGCCGCCCGGUGCGCACGUGCUCCCCGCUCCCUCCCGAAGGGGGCCCCGGCCGGCGGUAGCCCCACCAAAUAUAGCCGGCGCGCCCCGGCAGCUUGCCGCGGACCGCGGACCGAGUUAUUUAUACCCGGGACCGGCUCUGCAGCCUGGCGGAGCCUUCUCCUGGCCCGAGCCCAGCCCCCGAGGGGCGCCCGACAGACGGGUCCCCGGGCGACCCUGGGAAGUCGCGGCCGUGCGACCCGGGUCCGAGGGCGCGAAGCGGCGAGGCUGGCUCCCCGGGGCCCUUCAAUGGGGGCAGCCGCCGGCGAGGGCCUCGUCUGUGCCCGAGGCGCCCCCCAAGCGAAAGCGCGGACCCCGAGGCCGCCCCCACGCCGAGCGCAGACUCAGCGCGCGGGCGGCUCGGAAGGUCCCAGGACCCGGCCCGCGGAGCAUCC